This is a messenger RNA of Cannabis sativa, 1215 nucleotides long. RefSeq lists its product as uncharacterized. The coding region runs from base 137 to 1105 and encodes 322 amino acids. Lineage: Eukaryota; Viridiplantae; Streptophyta; Magnoliopsida; Rosales; Cannabaceae. The transcript has 5 exons. Gene Ontology annotation, molecular function: holo-[acyl-carrier-protein] synthase activity; magnesium ion binding. The record is from RefSeq and is a predicted model, not a curated record. Gene Ontology annotation, cellular component: cytosol.
CCCAAACUAUUUAAGAGCCGGCAAUAAUUAUAAAACUAACAUAGUGUCCCUGUAAUUGAAAAGGUCCCAAUUGAAACUCGAAACAUAACGCCCUGAAUAUUAACAAACCAACGAAACUUUCAAAAGACAGUAUACUAUGGAACUGGAAAGAGGAGUUCAGAGGUGGGCAGUUGACAUUUCAAAUUGGGACCCAAAUCCCCAAGACUUUUCCUUUGCUCUCUCUCUUCUUCCUCCCACUUUCAACCACCACACCUCCAUUACCAGAUUUGUACGGCUGGAAGAUAGAAAGAGGGCACUUGUGAGCCGGCUACUUCAGUAUGCUCUUGUACAUCAAGUGUUAGGAAUUCCUUAUGAUGAAAUCGUGAUCAAGCGCACACCGGAAGGAAAACCAUACCUGGAAAAUGGGAAGGUUGGUGAGGAAUUCCCCAAUUUCAACUUUAAUGCAUCACAUCAUGGUGACUAUGUGGCUAUAGCUUCUGAACCUUUAUGCCUUGUGGGGUUGGACAUUGUGUCUCUUGUCAUUCCCUGGAGAGAGACAGUUGAAGAUUUUAUUCGAAGCUUCUCCUCCUAUUUUUCGAGUUUGGAAUGGGAUAAUAUAGUUUCUGCUGGCACUAGUAAUGAUGUUUUGGCUGAGUUUUUCAGAUUUACAGACAAAGAGAUUAGUCAAGUUCAACUAAUGAAUGAUGGUGGUUAUAGAUAUUGGAGUCUGAAAGAAGCGUAUGUCAAAGCAUUAGGAAGUGGAGUAUCAUACGACUUGGAAAAUGUGGAGUUUCAUCACUGUAACUGGAAAAAUAUUUCUGUCAAAAUUUAUGGGAGGGCUAUGCCAGAGUGGAGAUUUUGGCUUUCUGAGCUGGGAAAAGGUCAUCUGGUAGCGGUAGCAAGAGGCCACCCAAGAUUAGCCACUGAGAGUUACAAGAAAACACUAAAAUAUGCAGAGUUUGAUGAAGAGGAAUACCGUAAAGGUCUGCAUCUUCCAAACAUAGAUUUUGUCUAUAGAACUGUUGAAGAAGUCAUUCAAAUUUUAUGUAAAGAAGUUAAGAGCAUACCCAGAAUUCAUAAUGACAAUAAAUUAGAGGAAACGGGUGAUGUACAGUCACCAGCAUAAUUCAUUGUAUAAAAAUGAAUACUUGCAGUAAUCUACUCAGUUGGAACACAAGUUUUGCCUCAAGUAAAAGUAAUAGUUGACCAUGAUUCAUGAGGGUCGACAUUUUCUUA